Molecule: messenger RNA, 1086 nt
Organism: Vigna umbellata (rice bean)
Lineage: Eukaryota; Viridiplantae; Streptophyta; Magnoliopsida; Fabales; Fabaceae
Product: beta-carotene hydroxylase 2
Biological process (GO): xanthophyll biosynthetic process; carotene metabolic process
Cellular component (GO): chloroplast
Molecular function (GO): iron ion binding; beta-carotene 3-hydroxylase activity
Source: RefSeq, a predicted model, not a curated record
CUUCACACACAACACAAAUACCUCUCUCUUUCUCUCUCUCUCUCUCUCUCUCUUACACACUCACACACACUUCAACCAUGGCGGUAGGACUCUCCGCCGCCAUAACCUUGAAGCCCUUCCUCCGCUACCACCAUCCCCACUUUCCCAAACCAAUUCCAGCCACACUUCCUUUCUCUCCCUUGAGAAAUUCCCACCACACAACCUUCUUGAAGACCCAAAAGUUGUCACCUUUCACUGUCUCUGUCCUAACGCAGGACCCCAAAAAAAGCACCCACAUGGAAAUUGAGGACCAGGAGCAGCCAUCACCCUCUCCUCCCCAAGUCUUGUCACCAAAGUUGGCGGAGAAGUUGGCCAGAAAAGAGUCCGAGAGGUUCACCUACCUCGUCGCUGCUGUCAUGUCCAGCUUCGGGGUCACAUCCAUGGCAGUGCUCGCUGUUUAUUACAGAUUCGCGUGGCAAAUGGAGGGUGGAGAAGUGCCUUGGUCUGAAAUGUUUGGCACAUUUGCUCUGUCAGUGGGUGCUGCUGUGGGUAUGGAGUUUUGGGCUAGAUGGGCUCAUAAAGCUCUCUGGCAUGCUUCCUUGUGGCACAUGCAUGAGUCCCACCAUCGACCAAGAGAAGGACCCUUCGAACUGAACGAUGUAUUUGCCAUAAUCAAUGCUGUCCCUGCCAUCGCUCUCCUUUCCUACGGUUUCUUUCACAAGGGACUCUUCCCUGGUCUUUGCUUCGGUGCGGGUCUUGGAAUUACUGUCUUUGGGAUGGCCUACAUGUUUGUACACGAUGGCUUGGUUCAUAAGAGAUUCCCUGUGGGCCCCAUUGCCAACGUGCCCUAUUUAAGAAGAGUGGCUUCUGCUCACCAACUUCACCAUUCAGAAAAAUUUGAUGGUGUGCCGUAUGGGCUGUUUAUGGGACCAAAGGAAGUUGAAGAAGUGGGAGGGCUAGAAGAGCUGGAGAAAGAGAUAAGUAGGAGAGCAAGAUUAUACAAAAACAGUUCAUCAUAAAAGCUAGUACAAAUCCUUAGCUGUUUCAAAGAAUCACCAAUGUAAAGCAGAAAUCUGAAAUAAAUUGAUCCAAAAAAUUUUGCUAGCA